Molecule: messenger RNA, 3736 nt
Organism: Perca flavescens (yellow perch)
Lineage: Eukaryota; Metazoa; Chordata; Actinopteri; Perciformes; Percidae
Gene: lamc2
Product: laminin, gamma 2
Exons: 21
Coding region: 126-3512 (1128 amino acids)
Biological process (GO): axon guidance; tissue development; animal organ morphogenesis
Cellular component (GO): basement membrane
Source: RefSeq, a predicted model, not a curated record
UGCCGCGUGUGCAGACCUGCAGCAGCAGCAGAGCAGUUAAAAGCUCAGACUUUGGCUUGCUGCGUGAGUUUGUUUUCUCGGACACUUUCUCGGAUCAGAUUUUUUAGGAUUCACUCACACACGACAUGAAGAGCGGCUGGGUUUCACUCUGCGGGCUCCUUGCUGCACUUUGCGCUGCCCAGGCGACCUACACACACUUCAUUCGUUGUGACUGCAAUGGUAGAUCUCGGUACUGCCUUCGGGACGCCGUGGGCCUGCACUGUGUCGACUGCCAGGGAAACACUGAAGGCCGCCACUGCGAGCGCUGCAAGGCCGGCUUCCACCUGGCAGGGGCGCCACUGAGCUGCACGCCCUGCCUCUGCAACCCAACAGGUUCUGUUGCUGCCACAUGUGACAGCAGGGGGCGCUGCAGCUGUAAAGAAGGCGUCACCGGAGAGAAAUGCGACCGCUGCCCAGACGGACCGAUCGGACCCGACGGCUGCUCGCAAAGACGCCAGACCAGAGAGGAUUCUGGGAGUCGGCCCUGUUUCUGUUAUGGUCACAGCAGCCAGUGUUCGUCACAGUCCGGUUACUCCGUCCACAGCAUCACCUCCACCUUCACCAACGGUCCGGACGGCUGGAAGGCGGCGACUGAUCAGGGCGUUACCCCUGACGACGUCCACUUCCGCUGGUCACCGAGCCACCAGGACCUGGAGGUGAUCUCCAAAAACAGCCUGCCGGUCUACCUGUACGCUCCAGCUCCGUACCUGGGGAAUCAGCUGCUGAGUUUCGGUCAGAACUUUUCCUUCUCUCUGCGUCUGGACCGCGGCGUUCGUCACCCGUCCACCAGCGACGUGAUUCUGGAAGGCGGUGGCCUCCGAGUGUCCGCCUCGCUGGGAGAGCUGCGAUCCAUCCUCCCCUGUGGACAGAAGAUCAGCUACAGCUUCAGACUGGACGAGGGUCCCGGCAGCCAGUGGAGGCCUCAGCUUUCCUCCUCUCAGUUCCAGACACUUCUCCAGAAUCUCACCGCCAUCAAGAUCCGGGCAACGUUUGGCCAAGAUGGCCGUGGUUAUCUUGACAACGUGCAGCUGGUGUCGGCGCGGCGUGGGGGCGCCGGCAUCCCGGCCGGCUGGGUUCAGACCUGCCGCUGCCCGUCCGGUUACGAGGGCGAGUUCUGCGAGCAGUGCUCGGCGGGCUUCAGACGGCAGACGCCGGCCCACGGCGCCUUCAGCGUCUGCGAGCGCUGCAACUGCAGAGGAGGAAGCUGCGACCCGCAGACCGGAGACUGUUACUCCGGAGACGAGACUCCCGGGGAGCAGAGCUGCGCCGAAGGUUUUUACCGUGACCCCUGGCGGCCCCGCAGCUGCGUGAAGUGUCCCUGUCCGGACGGAGAGUCCUGCUCGAUUGCUGCCGGCUCUCUGGAGCCACGAUGUGACCGCUGCCCAACCGGAGCCACCGGUCCUCGCUGUGACGUGUGUCAGGAGGGUUACCAUGGAAACCCAUCAGGAAGUGGCGGCGUGCAGCGGCCCUGCCGGCCCUGCCGCUGUAACGGCCACAUUGACCUCAGCGUGGCGGGAAGCUGCGACCGACGCAGCGGAGAAUGUCUCAAGUGUCGGAACAACACAGCGGGGCGGAGCUGCGAGGAGUGUAAGCCAGGUUUCUACCACGGAAACGCCGCAGACGCCUGCAAACCGUGCAGCUGUGACGUUCUGGGCUCUGAGUCCAGACAGUGUGAUUAUGCGGGUCGCUGCCGGUGCAGACCGGGCUUCGAGGGUCUGAAGUGCCAGAGGUCCAACUGUCCCGCCUGUUUCAGCCCCAUCAAGAGAAAGAUGGAGGAGUACGCUGCCAAACUGAAGGAGUUGGAGAUUCUGUUCUCCGACAUGGACAGAGGUUUAAAACCAGCCGACAGCGCUGAGAUGGAGGCGGCUCUGAGAGCAACCCAGGAGCUGGUGGACCAGCUGCAGUAUGAUGUUGAGGUGCUCACAGGAUCAGAGAAGAUCCUGCAGGGCCGCCUGUCGUCCAUCAGCAGGAGUCAGCUGGCCGAGGAGCAGGACAUCCAGAACAUCGCCGACACAGCGGACGCCAUCAAACGCCGACAGCAGACAUACAAGGCGAAGGUGGCGGAGGUUCAGAGUCUGAUGGAGGAGAUGAGACGCGAACUAAACGAGGCCAAGGCCCAACUCAGAUCAGCCGAGAUUCCUCUCGGAGAUGCUCCGCUGAGUUCAAACCUGCUCUCUUCUCUGGUGCAGACAGCUACCAGUCUGGCUGAAAAGCAUGAGACGAAGGCAGACGCCGUGGAGCGAAGAGCCAACGAAGCUCUGAGUGACUCCGAGAAGAGUCUGGCCCUGGUCCGAACUCUCAUGAACAGAGAGAACAAAGUCAAAGAGCUGAUCGGAGAUCUGAAAACCAUGUAUGAUAAGAAUUCAGCCGCGGUGAAGGGUUUGGAGAACCAGGCCACCCGGCUGAGCACUGAGGCCGGAGACGAGAGCAGGAUGGCCGACGGCAUGCUGAAAGACAUCGCCAACAUGGAGCGAAGCGUCCCGACAUCCCUGAAGGGGCAGGUGGACGCCCUGGUUUCCAGGUUGGAUGACGUGAAGAAGUCGGUUGUUGCAGAUAUCUCCGGCAUCGGGGCGCUGCAGGACGGCGUGCAGCGAGACAAGGCCGCCACCGAGGAACUGCUGGCCAAGGGCAAGACCGCCCAAAAGGAGUUCGACGACCUGUCCCACAGAGUGGACAUCGCCAAGGUGGACACAGAGGACGCUCUGAGACGCAUCAACAGCAACACCAACGAGCUGGACGAUGCCCUGAGCACCCUGAAAGGGUUCGACCAGCAGAUCGACGGAGGUAAAGCUCUGGCCGACACCGCCAUCAGGCGUCUCCCCGGCAUCAGCGGCGUCAUCCAGCGGGCCGUGGACAGCAACGCCGAGACGAUCUCCGUCCUGGGAGACGUCUCUGGAGGUUACAACGCAGCGCUGGGAACCAUCAACGUGCUGGAGAACCUGGUCAAUGGUCUGGAGGGAACAACCGGAUCUUUGCCGCCUCAUGGCGAUCUGCUGAAGGAUGCCACCAAACUGAACAACGAUGUAAAGGAUCUGAAGACAGCGGCAACAGACACAGCUGCAGACCUGGCCUCCCAGCUGGACUCUGGCAGGACACUGGAGGCCGACGCCGAGCAGGCGGCGCUUGGAGCGACGGGAGCUUUCAACAACGCCAAACAGACCCGAGACGCUGUGGGAAAAACACUGCGAGACAUCAGCAGUCUGCUGGCUAACAUGAACCAGAACGGCGGCGCUGUGGAUGAGAAGCUGCUGAAGCAGCUGGAGGACUCUGUGGCAGGCGCUCAGAGGGAUGCGGAGGGCCGUCUGAGGCCCCGCCUCCGGGACAUGGAGGCGCAGGAGGCGGCCUAUCGCCGCCGGCUGGCCAACAUGGACCAGGACAUCACCAUGAUCCUGGCAGACAUCGCUAACCUAGAGGACAUCCUGCGGGCCAUCCCCAGGGGCUGCUUCAACAGCCCGCCAAUCGAGGAGGCCUGAGGGCCAACAAUAGAAGUACCUGUAUGAUUGGGCAUCCAGAAUGGUUCCAAAUUGUUAAAAAAAUUAUGAUUAUACAGCUCAACAGUGACCACCCACUUCUUUAUGGGCUCUGGUUCCGGAAGUGUUUUCCCCCCGUUCAUAUACCUCCAUUGAUGUUUCACUAAUGGGAGCGUGCCUAUGUUCCCACAUUUAUAAGAAUAUUUUUUUUCACUGAAAAUUAGGCC